AAAGCCGGAAGUCAUGUCGCAAACGGGUUUGAACUGUCGUAAAAGGGGUCGAUUUGUGGCAUUUUUUUCUAUAGGGCUGCUACAAGCAUAGCAAGCUAGCAGGUCGUUUUCAUCAGUGACAUGGCCUCAGCUCCAGCACAGCAGCCCACCCUCACUGUUGAGCAGACCAGAGUGGUGCUGAGUGAGGUGAUCCAGGCCUUCUCAGUGCCAGAAAACGCUGCGAGGAUGGAGGAAGCUCGAGAAAGUGCCUGCAAUGACAUGGGCAAGAUGCUGCAGCUCGUGCUCCCUGUGGCCACCCAGAUUCAACAGGAGGUUAUCAAAGCCUACGGCUUCAACAACGAGGGAGAAGGUGUCCUAAAAUUUGCCAGAUUGGUGAAGAUGUAUGAAACCCAGGACCCUGAAAUUGCUGCCAUGUCAGUCAAACUGAAGUCUCUCCUCCUGCCACCACUCUCAACACCACCUAUAGGAGGCGCCAUCCCAGCUUCAUAGGAACUGUUUACAGUCAUCAUUCAGCUGCAAGGUUACUUUCAUUUAAUGCUUUUGGUCAACAUGAACCUCCUGUUAUUCCAUCGUGUCUAUCAUUUUAUUUGAUUAUAGUUUAAAACUCAAUACACUAAUACGUUCCAACAAAGAUUAAAUUCCUACCUUACCUUUGUUCACGCGGCAUUUAAAGCAUCCUUGCAAAAAAAAAAAAACAUGUUAAAUUAUUGCUUUUUCAAUGUUUCAGUAUUUAUUUGUUUCACUAUGACCACUUUCUUAUAUCACUGAACCUUAAAUGUUUCAUUUUAUGCCAUCUUUUUUUUAAUCAUUUUAAAUGAUUUUUAUAUGCUGUCAGAUGUAUCAAAUGUCAUUCUCUUGUUAUAUAUUAAAAUGAAAAAGGUUUUCUGUG
This is a messenger RNA of Acanthopagrus latus (yellowfin seabream), 889 nucleotides long. It is a transcript of the gene grcc10, whose product is annotated as gene rich cluster, C10 gene. The transcript is spliced from 4 exons. Gene Ontology annotation, biological process: post-embryonic development. The coding region runs from base 121 to 489 and encodes 122 amino acids. NCBI's taxonomy places the organism in Eukaryota, Metazoa, Chordata, Actinopteri, Spariformes, Sparidae. The record is from RefSeq and is a predicted model, not a curated record.